GCUACUCACGCGCUUCAGCCGCUUGAUGUAGCGUGCUUUAGGUCGUUGGCGCAUCACUACUCUGAAGAGCUCCUUCAUCGCGGCCACACUACUGAGGGGUGGGCGCCUGUAGCUCAGAGCGACUUCUUCCCACUCUUCUGGGCAGCGUGGAAGAAGACCUUCACUAAAGACCUCAUAAAAGAGGCCUUUAGGUGCACUGGGAUCCACCCACCGGAUGCCGAUAUG
Molecule: messenger RNA, 225 nt
Organism: Didymella exigua CBS 183.55
Lineage: Eukaryota; Fungi; Ascomycota; Dothideomycetes; Pleosporales; Didymellaceae
Exons: 1
Source: RefSeq, a predicted model, not a curated record